UUUUAAACAGCCACAGCGUACUUUAACAUUUAAAAAUUUAUAAUAUACAUAUUGUUCAGAAUUGAUUAUGAGAUUUGGUAAAAUAAGUUCAAGUAAACCUUAAAGUAAACUUAUUCUAGCUAAUGUCGGACAUUACGUCAAUGUAGCUGCCAAUGUUGAUAUUUAUAAUUAUAUAUUCAGACCUCUGAUUGGAUCUAUAAUUGAAGGAGGAAUGAAUGCUACAAAUACCAUAAUACCAUUGGCAAAUACAUCAAAAGUCCAUUAAAUGGUUUUACAACUAUUUAUAAUUCUGAACAUUUUAUAAAUAGUAUUAUUUUAAUCAGAAAGGUGCAACUAGAACAAUUACAAAAACCUUUGGCUAAAAAUAGUAUUGGAAAACAAAAAUCAUUGGAUUCUAUUAAAGCUUUUAAUCAAUUUACAAAGAGUAAACUUUCUCAAUCUUUAAAAUAUCAUAGUAAUAACAAUAUCAAUGAAAAUGCAUUUAAGUUACUUGUGGUUUCAGUCUACAAUAAUAGAAAUGUUAGUGGAGUUAAUAAAAUAAAUCAGUAUAGUAGCUUGCAAAAUGAUUCUAAUGUAACUGAUAGUAAAUUUAGACAAAAAUUACUUAAAAGGAUUGGAAUUUAAAUAAAAUUGUAAGCCCAAUUAAUUCACAUAAGAUGAAAUUGUAUACUAAUACAACCAAAUAUUUUGUUGGUUCUAAUUGUAUUUACAACAAAGAAUUUACAGAAAACACAUCAUUUACUCAGUUAAAACAUAAUUCAGAUAAAGGAAUGCUUAAUAAUUACUCAGAUUCAAAUGAACUAACAGUUAAAAAUUCAACAUUAAGUUUAAGUAAGAAAAAAACUAAGAGUAUUAAAAAAAAAAAUACAGAUGAUUGUAAAAACAAAUUUGAAAAGAGUUCAAAUAUAUCUGAUUCGGAUAGUAGUAGCAGUGAAGAUAUUGAAUUCCCUAUAAAAUAUUUAGGGCAUGAAAAUUUUUUUAGUAAAGAAAAUGAAAAUGACAAAAAUAAUUCCGAUGAUGAAAUGCAUUCAAAAUUUAGACAAAAUGUAUCCAAAAGACAAAAUACAAACAAUCUUAAAAUAUAUUAUAGCACUGAUGAAAGUGAUUUGUCUUAUAAAUUAUCUUCAAAUGUAUUAAUUGUUAAUCCUAUAAAUAAAUCAGAAACUGAAAGCUGUAACAAAACUUUUGACAAUAAUUUGUUGUCAGACAAAAAAAAAUUCAAAAAAUACAAUAAAAGAAAAGAAGUAAAUAAUAAAUCUACAUUUUCUCAAUUGUCCAAUAUUAAUAAAACUGACAUAGAUCAAAUUUUGGAAAAAGAUUCUAGUAGUGAUGUUGGAUUAGCUCUCAUAAACAAAACAAGUAAUGAGAAACAGGCAAAUGAAAAAGUUUUAAAUAAAAACCUAGGUUCUACGAAUAUAACAAACUCAAGUUCUGAUGAUGAAUUAUUUAUUCGAAAUUUGUUGAAAUCAAAAAAAAAAAUUAUUUCUUCUAAGCAAAAUAAUAUUAAUUUGUUAGUCAAUGAGGAAGAUAAAAAACAUGAAUUAAUAAACAAAAUAUUGACUUUAAUAAAAAAUAAAAAUAGAAAACAAAAACAAAAGCUAAAAUUGCAUGUUCCACAAACUACCUCAGAUGUAUCAAAAAAUAGAAAAGAUGUUUUACACUUAACAAUUCCUAUUGAAGAUUUAAAAUUUAGUAUGCCUAUUUAUAAUUUUUCUCAAAAACUUCACUCCUCAAAGUUGAAUACAAAACCUAAUGACAGUAUUUAUGAUGAAAACUAUAUUAUAAAAAAAAUUAUGAAAGAACGAAAACUUAGUAAAAUUAUGAAAGUUGAUGUAGAAAAACAAACUACAAAAAAACAUAAAAAAUCAAAAUAUCAAAAGGCAUCAAUGUUAGUUUGAUUAAAGAAUGAUGUUAUAAAUAAAAAAAGAGAAAUAUCAAGAGGAACUAAGGAUUUUCUUAUAGAUAGUAUAAUUGGUGCUUUAGAAGAUUCUUCAAGUGAUCAUGGUUCUACUAAGAAGAAAAAACCUAUAAUUUAACUAUUGAAUCACUUAUUGUUAAAAAUUGAUGUUUAAAAGAAUAGAAAAGUGUACAAUAGUAUUUACUUGUAAAUCGGACACAUUUAUUUUUAGACAAAUUUAUGAUGAAGUUGGAUUUUGGAGGUCAAAAUUAGGU
This is a messenger RNA of Rhopalosiphum maidis (corn leaf aphid), 2172 nucleotides long. RefSeq lists its product as uncharacterized. The record is from RefSeq and is a predicted model, not a curated record. The transcript has 3 exons. Lineage: Eukaryota; Metazoa; Arthropoda; Insecta; Hemiptera; Aphididae. The coding region runs from base 657 to 1898 and encodes 413 amino acids.